Molecule: messenger RNA, 4680 nt
Organism: Salvelinus fontinalis (brook trout)
Lineage: Eukaryota; Metazoa; Chordata; Actinopteri; Salmoniformes; Salmonidae
Product: FAD-dependent oxidoreductase domain-containing protein 2-like
Exons: 10
Coding region: 171-2249 (692 amino acids)
Molecular function (GO): monooxygenase activity; flavin adenine dinucleotide binding
Source: RefSeq, a predicted model, not a curated record
GAAUAGAGCAGCGUUUAUUGGUCAGAGUACUGUGGUAUGCUGGAGUGUCGUAUCAAGGGAUGGGGCUCCGUUAUGAAAUUCCGACUAUAGGUUGUUGGAGAGUUUUAUUUACAGACCAAAUGCAAAAUGAUAUGGGAUUAGAAUAGAGGGAACCACUGCAGUGAAAGGUCAUGGAUUCCCCUAUCCUUCUUCUCCUAGCCCUCCUGAUCGCUCUGAUCCAAUGUUUUCCUGAUGACUACCACAGUCACAACAGCACCCGUCACCAUGACUACUGUGUGCUUGGAGCCGGGCCCGCUGGCCUUCAGAUGGGUCACUUUCUCUCCAAGAGUCAGAGAGAUUACAUCAUCUUGGAGAGGAACUCGGGGCCAGGGAGCUUCUUCAAUAUAUACCCUCGACACAGGAAACUCAUCAGCAUCAACAAGAUCUACACAGGAAGGCGGAACCGCGAGUUCAACCUUCGUCACGAUUGGAACUCCCUCCUGAGUGACAGGCCCGACCUGCUGCUUCAGCGAGUCAGCCGGGAGCUCUACCCAGAUGCAGACUCAUUCCCCCGCUACCUCUCCAUGUAUGUGAAGGAGCUGGGGCUGAAGGUCCAGUAUGGGGUGGACAUUGGGAAGAUCAGGGCCUCAGAGUCUGAAUCAACUAGAGGCAGGGGAUACAUACUGACUGACCAGCAUGGACUGGACUAUACAUGCAGAGUCCUACUGGUGUCCACAGGACUGUGGGAUCCUCAGAAGGUCCAGUUUGAGGGCUCAGACCUGGUGGAGGGCUAUGAGUCCAUCCCUGUGGACCCAGAGGAGUAUAAGGACCAGGCCGUGCUGAUCCUGGGUAAGGGGAACUCAGCAUUCGAAACAGCUCAGAGCAUCCUGGGUCGGGCCAGCCGGAUCCAUCUCUACAGCCCGAGCCCGGUCCGCCUAGCCUGGCAGACACACUACGUCGGAGACCUCAGAGCUGUGAACAAUGAGCUGCUAGACACGUACCAGCUAAAGUCCCUUGAUGGGCUGGUGGAGGGAGGCCUUGAGGACAUUGCUAUCGUCAGAAAUGGAGAGGAUGAAAAGAAGCGCUCAGGCAGAAAGAAGAAGUGCAGAUCCAGUGGGAAGGAAAAGCGUGGCAAGUUGUUCCUUACUCUAUCUGAGUUAUUGGACAGUUCGGAUGGGAGGAACAGUUCAAAGGUCACAGCGACAAACCUGCCUGUGUACCACAAUGACAACUUCUCUCUCCGCCAGCCAUAUGAUCGUGUGAUCCGCUGCCUGGGGUUCCGGUUCAACUUCAGCAUCUUUGAUGGCUCUGCCCGCCCACCAAGCAGUGAGGGUGCCAGGGGGCGGUUGCCAGGAGUGACAGCAUGGUACGAGGGGCGGGGAACCCCAGACCUUUUUGUUUUGGGGACGGCUGCACACUCAAGAGACUAUCGCUCUUCUGCAGGGGGGUUCAUCCAUGGCUUCCGAUACACAGUGCGUGCUGUACAUAGAGUCCUUGAGCUGCGUUACCAUAGCAACUCAUGGCCAGCAAUCAAACUGUCAAUCAGUCAGCUGCAGUCCUGGCUGUUGAGGAGGGUCAAUGAGGCCUCCGGACCGUACCAAAUGUUUGGGGUACUUGGAGACAUCAUUUUACUAAGAGGCUCUCACUGUGAGUAUCUGGAGGAGUUUCCCCUCCAGGCUCUGCCCCAGUUCUCUUCUCUGUCUGGCCACCAGCUCUCCAAGCAUGGGCUGCUGGUUCUGGUUCUACAGUAUGGGCUGAACCGCACAGACUCACUGGGCCCUGGCAGGGCAGAGUCAGAGUGGACCCGUGCCUGGAGGUCCAACUUCCUCCACCCUGUUCUAUAUUACUACGACAAACUUCCCACUGAGAGGGACAUGAGACACCGUCCUGUUGGCUGGCCAUUGCCACGGCCCAAGGCAGUGCAUCACAUGAUCGAGGACUUCUUGACUGAGUGGGAUGGGCCCAUCUCCCACAGCCAGCCACUGCGGCGCUUCCUGGAACACUGUCUCCACACUGACCUCAGGGCCUUCUAUGCAGAGUCAUGUUUCCGCUUUUCCCUUACCAAUCAAAAGCCACCCCUGUUUUGUCGUCAGGGAUACCUGAGGAAGCAUGGGGUUGUUAGGAAUAGUCAGCUGUGGCAGCAUGCCCAUGAUGCUGGGCUAAUGCCUGGAGGACAGGACUCUGCAUCCCCAGACACAGACCCAUCGUUCCCUGAUUACCUUACACGAGCUGGAACCUCAGUGUCCUCUGCAAUAAACCUCGACUUCUGAUUGUUUACCCAAGGAUCCUAAAACUAAGCCUAUGACAGUUUUGAUGUCCCAAGACAUUCUCUACCUCUCAUUAUAAUGUCCAUGAAUAUAUACAGUAUACAGAGUCUACAAAACAUUAAGAACACCUUCCUAAUAUUGUGUUGCACCCCCCCCCCCCCCCCCCCUCCCUCUUUUGCCCCCAGAACAGCCUCAAUUUUUCGGGGAAUGGACUCUACGAGGUGUCGAAAGCGUUCCACAGGGAUUCUGGCCCAUGUUGACUCCAAUGCUUCCCGCAGUUGUGUCAAGUUGGCUAGAUAUCUUUCGGUUGAUGGACCAUUCUUGAUACACACGGGAAACUGUUGAGUGUGAAAAACCCAGCAGUGUUGCAGUUAUUGACACAAACCUGUGUGUCUGGCACCUACUACCAUACCCUGUUCAAAGGCACUUAAAUCUUUUGUCUUGCCCAUUAACCCUCUGAAUGGCACACAUACACAAUCCAUGUCUCAAUGUUUUAAAAUCCUCCUCCCCUUCAUCUACACUGAUUAAAGUGGGUUUAACAAGUGACACCAAUAAGUGUGUCAUGGAAAGAGCAGGUGUUCUUAAAGUUGCGUACACUCAGUUUGUGUAUACUGUACCAGUCAAAAGUUUGGAUACACCUACUCAUUCCAGGUUUUUUCUUUAUUUUUACUAUUUUCUAAAUUGUAGAAUAAUAGUGAAGACAUCAAAACUAUGAAAUAACACAUAUGGAAUCAUGUAAUAACCAAAAAAGUGUUAAACAAAAAUAAAUAUAUUAUACAUCUAAAUAUAUUUUACAUUUGAGAUUCUUCAAAAGUAGCCACCCUUUGCCUUGAUGACAGCUUUGCACACUCUUGGCAUUCUCUCAACCAACUUCAUGAGGUAGUCACCGGAAUGCAUUUCAAUUAACAGGUGUGCCUUGUUAAAAGUUAAUUUGAGGAAUUUCUUUGCUUCUUAAUGCGUUUGAGCCAAUCAGUUGUGUUGUGACAAGGUAGGGUUGGUAUAGAAGAUAUCCCGAUUUGGUAAAAGACCAAGUCCAUAUAAUGGCAAGAACAGGUCAAAUAAGCAAAUGACAGUCCAUCAUUACUUUAAGACAUGAAGGUCAGUCAAUAUGGAACAUUUCAAGAACUUUGAAUGUUUCUUCAAAUGCAGUUGCAAAAACCAAGAGCUAUGAUGAAACUGGCUCUCAUGAGGACUGCCACAGGAAAGGAAGACCCAGAGUUACCUCUGCUGCAGAGGAUAAAUUAAUUAGAGUUACCAUCCCCAGAAAUCGUAGACACAUCUCAACAUCAACUGUUCAGAGGAGACUGCAUGAAUCAGGCAAUUGUCGAAUUGAUGCAAAGAAACUACUACUAAAGGACACCAAUAGGAAGAAGAGACUUGCUUGGACCAAGAAACAUGAGCAAUGGACAUUAGACCGGUGGAAAUCUGUCCUUUGGUCUGAUGAGUCCAAAUUUGAGAUUUUUGGUUCCAAAUGCCGUGUAUUUGUGAGAAGCAGAGUAGGUGAACGGAUGAUCUCCGCAUGUGUGGUUCCCACCAUGAAGCAUGGAGGAGGAGGUAUGAUGGUGUGGGGGUGCUUUGCUGGUGACACUGUGAUUUAUUUUGAAAUCAAGGCACACUUAACCAGCAUGGCUACCACAGCAUUCUGCAGCGAUACGCCAUCCCAUCUGGUUUACGCUUAGUGGGACCAUCAUUUGUUUUUCAACAGGACAAUGACCAAAAACACACCUCCAGGCUGUGUAAGGGCUAUUUGACCAAGAAGGAGAGUGAUGGAGUGCUGCAUCAGAUGACCUGGCCUCCACAAUCACCCGACCUCAACACAAUUGAGAUGGUUUGGGAUGAGUAAGACCGCAGAGUGAAGGAAAAGCAGCCAGCAAGUGCUCAGCAUAUGUGGGAACUCCUUCAAGACUGUUGGAAAAGCAUUCCAGAUGACUACCUCGUGAAGCUGGUUGAGAGAAUGCCAAGAGUGUGCAAAGCUGUCAUAUUUUUAUAUUUUAAACACUUUUUUGGUUACUACAUGAUUCCAUAUGUGUUAUUUCAUAGUUUUGAUGUCUUCAAUAUUAUUCUACAAUGUAGAAAAUAGUAAAAUAAAGAAAAACCCUUCAAUGAGUAGGUGUGUCCAAACUGACUGUAUAUUCCAAAUAUUUUGGUUGAACAACCAUCCUGAUUCCUCUGAGAGUUGACUGCUUAUCCCAUUGUAUUCCUUAAAUCAUAUUUUAUAUUACACUAAAUUGUGGAAUGUUUUAUAUGAUGAAACUUUAGAUUUGAAUGUGUGUACAAACAGUAUGGGCGAUGUUGGGUUUUCAUUACAUGGUGAUCUAUGAAUUAUGCAUUAUUUAUUUUUUAUACUAUUUGUGUAGGCCUACUACUGGUAUUUAUCUGCUUACUUUAUUUUCUGUUUUAACAGAUGUACGACAUUAAAGAGAGAGAACAUAAA